CGAGCACGGAGGAGCCAGCAAACUGUUUCUCUUUAAUAAUAGAGACCAGUAGUAAGCAGAAACACUACCGAUCGACACAUACCACAGGCAAGAAGGGCCGGGAGAGAGAGAGAGAGAGCUUGGCGCUCGAUCAUCAGGCACCAUAAUUCGUUCGUCGUCAUGGACGCCACGAUCGGAGAGUCGGCACCGUCGGUGGAGAGGGCGUUCGAGGGGCAGCCGCAUCCCGGGUUCUGGGGGCUGGUGACGCCGCGAUCCAUGGCCGUCGCGGUGGUGUACGCGUUCGUGUUCUCCAUGGUGUCGAUGCGCAUCUACAUGAUAGUGGGGCUCGUCGGCGCCUUCAACAUGCCCUCGAACAUCCUCUGCUUCGUCACCCUCCGGGGCCUCGUGUCCCUGCUGCGGCGCUGCGGGAUCGCCGCCGCCCCGUUCACCAGGCAGGAGAACGUCUUCCUCCAGACCAGCGUCAUCACAUGCGUCAACGUGGCGGUCGCAAGUGGUUUUGCGACGUACCUUGUUGCAAUGACGUCUGAUCUGGCGAAAUCUCUGAGUGAGAGUCCAGACAAGGAAGACGUUGUUGAGGACGUGCCGAUGGGGAGAUACGGGCUACUGAUUUUCUUCGCUAGUACGCUGGGAAUAAUGGCAAUGAUACCCAUGGUGAAGGUCAUGAUCCUUGAUUACAGACUGCUAUUUCCAACAGGCUCAGUUGUAGCUCACCUUAUAAAUAGUUUUCAUACCCCUCAAGGAGCAUAUGUAGCAAAACUGCAGGUUCGUGCUUUAAUAAAAGCAUUUGCCGGAAGCAUUUCUUGGUCUAUAUUCCAAUGGUUUUAUACCGGAGGUGAUAGUUGUGGAUUUCAGGUCUUCCCAACAUUCGGGCUGGAACUAUAUAAGCGCAGAUUCUAUUUUGACUUCUCUGCAUCAUGGGUUGGUCUUGGUAUGAUUGUUCCACAUGUUGUAAACUUCGGGUUGCUUUUUGGAGGCUGCAUAUCUGGAGGAAUCAUAUAUCCUUUCCUUCAAAGUAAAAAAGGUCAAUGGUAUCACACUGAAAAUCCAUCAUCUUUGAAUGGAAUUAACGGAUACAAGGUUUUCAUGGGCUUAACUAUGGUGGUCACUGAGGGAAUUUAUAACUUCAUUACACUCAUGACUGUAUUGUUACUUGAUUUCUACAACAAAAAGAAAGAGAAUGAUUCAGGGGUUUCUAAGUAUAUGUUGAAACACCCCAGUCUUAAUUAUGAUGAUCGUAAAAGGCUUGAGGUUUUUCUUGAUAAUCAUAUCCCUAUUAUUGGAGGAGUGGUUGGAUACAUUGUAAUUGGGACAAUGUGUGCAGUUGUUACCCCUUGGAUCUUUCACCAAAUUAAGUUCUAUCAUAUAGCCAUAUUGUUCGUAACAAUUUUUCCACUUUUCUUCUUCAGUAACACAUAUGUGACAGGACUCACAGAUUGGUCAGUUUCGACAACCUAUUGCAAGGUUGUACUUUUCAUUAUAGCAGCAUGGAUUGCCAAACCCGGUGCAGUUAUUGCUGGCCUUGUAGCUUGUGGUCUAGCAUUGAUAUCCCUUAAUGUAUCUUGUCAAGCAAUGCAAGAUCUCAGGACAGGUUAUAUGACACUGACUUCUCCAAGAGUUGUAGUUGCAGGGCAUAUGUAUGGUGUACUAAUUGCUUCUGUUAUUAACCCACUCAUCUAUCUUUUCUUCAAAGCGCAUGCAAGAAAAUCUGGCCCCCUUGGAACAAAGAAUUCGAUAUACCCAUGCCCCUCUGCAGCAGUGUAUCGUGCCAUUGCCCUACUUAGUACUGGAGGAGUAAAGGAGCUACCUAAACAUUGUUUCACAUUCUGUUUCAUCACCAUCUUCCUAACAGUAACUGUUGAAACAGUUAGAUUGGUGUCUCAAAGAAAAGAUUGGAAAGUGCAGCAUUACAUCCCUUGUAUGACAGCAAUAGCACUACCAUUCCUUGUUGGACCUACCUUCACCAUCGAUUUUGCUCUAGGUUCAGUAGUAUUGAUGCUUUGGACUAAGGUAAAUCGACAAAGUGCAGCAUUGCUAUCAUCUGCAGUUGCAGCAGGCUUAGUAUGUGGAGACGGUAUAUGGUAUCUACCAUCAUCAUUAUUAGGUUUCUUCAAUGUGGAUCCUCCAAUCUGUAUGAGAUUCCUAGCAAGUGGAAAACCAGCGGAGAUGGCAGAUGCGUUCUUAAGUACAUUGGGGACAUGAGGAACGCCAUGAAGAACAUAAGCAUAUAUAAUUUUAUUAUAGGGAUUAGUGGAAGCUAUUGUAAAGAUGCACACUUGUAUUUCUAUGUUAUGUAGCUUAGUUUUCCAAAUAAAAUGAUACUUUUUCAUA
Zea mays is the source of this 2328-nucleotide messenger RNA. Its product is annotated as probable metal-nicotianamine transporter YSL3. Gene Ontology annotation, molecular function: oligopeptide transmembrane transporter activity. The record is from RefSeq and is a predicted model, not a curated record. Lineage: Eukaryota; Viridiplantae; Streptophyta; Magnoliopsida; Poales; Poaceae. Gene Ontology annotation, cellular component: membrane. The coding region runs from base 160 to 2199 and encodes 679 amino acids. The transcript is spliced from 6 exons.